AUGCUUGGAUGGGUUGGUAGUGACGAGAUGGUUUUGGCAAGUAUUCACUUCAUCGUUCAGAUCUCGAUAAUUCGUACUAAUGUCAUUAUAGGUGGAAAGGAUUACAGGGGCAACCCACUUCCACCUAAGGAAUUUGAACGGAAUGAAAACCUUGUCACCUUUCUUGCGCGUCUUGCCACUGCAACCGAAGUGCCUUAUUCGAACCCAAGAGCUCCGGCCACCGACUUCACAUAUUGGGCACUGCACGACUUUCGGGACGUAUUCAAAAACCCAGAUUACAGCUCACAGAUUAAGAACUGGCGUAUACGGAACUGGUGCCUGUGGUUAACCCAUGGCUCCGAACGAAUGCUGACCAACAUUCAACACGAGCCUUGCUUUCCGAAAACCAGGGUCUCGGAGGCUAUGCAGAUGCGUCCUGAAGACUGGGGGGAUUGGAGAAAGGAGACCCUCGCAGCGCGCCCUGCCUAUGGUGACCAAGUGAAGGAGAUGAUUGAUGCGGCGAUGAAGAGUAUGGACCGGGCCGAAGCGAUGCAUGGGAUACCGUUCCGUCGUUUCUCCGCCAAGGUACAUAGUGAUAUACUGUCAGCUCGUGAAUCGGAUAUCUUAACACGUGGCUCAAACUACUACGCUCGGCACUGA
[Torrubiella] hemipterigena is the source of this 639-nucleotide messenger RNA. The record is from the annotation of a GenBank genome assembly. NCBI's taxonomy places the organism in Eukaryota, Fungi, Ascomycota, Sordariomycetes, Hypocreales, Clavicipitaceae.